UAAACAUAAUUUUUAGGUAAAUAUUUUAAAAAGAGCACCAAUUGGUGACACUGGUUGAUAAACAUGAUCUGAUGCAAUAGAUCAUUCUAUGUCUAUGAUCUCGUCAGAUACGGGAAUGUUAUAUCAGUAAUUCUUGGUAGAUGUCAACAAAAACAUGUGUUUGUGCUGUGGCGUCAUCUUACAAUACACCCGGAAUUACAGCAUUUAACCUCAACUUUUUUAAUUUUCAAAAUUUUUGUUACAUAAAAAUAAACAUGUUGAAUAUAGCAAAACGUGCCACUGCUUCAUUACAAUUCGCAAAAUUAGGAAAAUUAUGUAGCAUACGAAUGGUAUCCAAUACUGAAUGUAUUAGUGAUUCAUUACCUAAAAAAACCUUUGGUCAACCCACCCAUUACACGCAUCCUCAAUUAAUGAAAAAAGAUGAAGUGACGCCCUUAAUUACCCAAACUGAAUAUAAAACUAGAAGAGAAAAAUUCGUUCAAAAAUUAGUUAAGCACAUUAAGAAAAACAAUUCUGUUGAUUGCAGGCAUAUUGUGGUAAUUCCGGCAGCAACAAAACAAUACAUGACGGACAAAAUCCCAUAUGUCUUCAGACAAAAUUCAGAAUUCCUCUACUUGACUGGUUGCCAGGAACCAGACUGUUGUCUAAUAAUAUCAUUGGAACAAAAUCUCACUUCUGUCAACUCCAUAUUAUUUACAAGAGACAAAGAUUCACAUGCAGAACUAUGGGAUGGACCCAGAACAUAUCCUGAGGAUGCACCAGAAUUUUUUGGAGUUGAUGCUGGAUUACCCAUAAGUGAACUCGACAAUUAUUUUAAAUCAUUUAAAAAUUAUAGCAAUAAUGUUUUUAUAUGGUAUGAUGAUAUAAACCCAGUUCAAAAUUAUACUCACAGACUGGUAAAGAAAUUAGUGCAAGAAGUGAUUAGAAAACACUGCCUAUCACCAGUUAAAUUCAUUCAUGACUUACGAAUGUUUAAAAGUCCAGCUGAAAUAAAUUUAAUGCAACAAUCAUGUGAUAUUGCAUCUGAGGCAAUUUCAGAAACAAUUAAGACUUCCACUCCAGGGUGCUGUGAGAGCAGCCUAUUUGCCAAAGUUGAUUAUGAAUCAAGAGUUAGGGGGGCCGAAUUUCUAGCAUAUCCACCUGUUGUGGCUGGUGGAGAAAGAGCAACAACCAUUCAUUAUAUAAACAAUAAUCAAAUUGUACAAUCUAAUGAAUUAGUGCUCAUGGAUGCUGGUUGUGAGUUUCAUGGUUAUGCAAGUGACAUAACCAGAACAUGGCCAAUAAAUGGAACAUUCAACAAAUAUCAAAGAGAAAUAUACGAAAUUGUGUAUGAUGCACAAAAAGAAUUAAUAGCAUACUGCCACAAUUUUCCAUCUCUUGAUGUCUUGUUUGAAAAAAUGUGCUUUGUUCUCGGGCAAAAUUUACAAAGAGCCCAUUUAUUACCUAAAGGUCUUCCAGAGCAACAAUUAAUGAGGGCUGCUUACCAACUGUGUCCACAUCAUGUUUCCCAUUAUUUAGGAAUGGAUGUGCAUGAUACUCCAUUAGUUCCAAGAAGUAUUAAACUUCAACCUGGAAUGGUAAUAACUGUAGAACCAGGAAUUUAUAUCACAGCAAAAAAUAAAAAUAUACCGUCAGAAUUCCAUGGUAUUGGUAUUAGAAUCGAGGAUGAUGUUUUAAUAACUGAGAGUGGGCCAGUCGUUUUAAGCAGAAAAUGUCCAAAAACUGUUGAAGAAAUCGAAGCACUUGCUGGGAACACCACAAAAUAGUCAUAACUAACUCAUUUGUUGCCGAAUUCUGUGAUUGUAGUUACAUGAUUUUCUACUUAAUUAAAAAAAAUCUUAUUAGAA
Messenger RNA from Aethina tumida (small hive beetle), 1847 nucleotides. RefSeq names its product xaa-Pro aminopeptidase 3. The record is from RefSeq and is a predicted model, not a curated record. Lineage: Eukaryota; Metazoa; Arthropoda; Insecta; Coleoptera; Nitidulidae. The coding region runs from base 141 to 1766 and encodes 541 amino acids. Gene Ontology annotation, molecular function: manganese ion binding; metalloaminopeptidase activity. The transcript has 8 exons. Gene Ontology annotation, cellular component: mitochondrion.